ACUGUAGGUAAGAUAUGUACAGUCAGUCACCGCUGACUGAUGAGGUGACAAAGGUCACUGUAUUACUCAAGGUCUAGUCCUCGCAUGUGCAAUUGCUGCUCGUGCCGCACGGGCCUGGGACGUGUGUACGUACCAGCACGCCGUUCGCCGCCCAUCAACUACCGGCUUACCCUACAGACAUUUGGUCUUCAACUCGGCUGGAAAGAUUGGCGGCGAGUAAUCGUUUACCUGCUGUAGAUUUGCCUCUGGGAGAACAUAGACCUAAUUCCGAAACGUAUGCGGCAGCUAGUUCAGGGAUAAUUGACUCUUCUGCUUCCUGUUAGCAGCAAACGGUGUUACCGCUUCGCAAACAACCCAAGCGUCCAUCCGGUUAAUAGCAAUAGAUCAUUGUCCAAAACCACACGUACAUACAAUGGCCCACCAGAAGAUUGUUGGAAGCCCAGGAGUCUGCAAUGUUGUCAAGAUCACCCCAGAGAAGAGUUCGCGGCCAGCCGACGCAGAGGCCAAGGCACACCACCCAAAACCUGGCAAGGCAGCGUUCCGCAACCCGUGGCCAAGCUGGCAGGAAAUCCCUCCCGAUGCACUCAAGGCGCACGUGAUGCAGCGAAAUUGGCUCAGUACUUGGACACAUCCAUCGACGGCUGAAUCCGAUUUUCCGAUCAGAAAACCCGACCUCGCCAGGGACCGGCUCGUCCCACACGACGCGGGCCGUCUGCACGCAACAUGGCUCGGUCACGCGUGCUACUUUGUCGAGUACCCCUCGGGCCUACGUGUUCUGUUUGAUCCUGUCUUGACGGACCGGUGUUCUCCGUCUUCAUGGAUCGGGCCGCGGCGGUUUACCCCGUCACCCUGCCAGAUCAGCGAUCUCCCGUUUGUGGACAUUGUUGUCAUCUCACAUAACCACUACGACCAUCUGAGCUAUCCGACCGUCAAGGAGAUCCAGGUUCACCACCCCAACGCGCACUUCUUCGUACCCCUCGGCAACGCGGCUUGGUUCGCGUCUUCAGGCCUCCACAACGUCACCGAGAUGGACUGGUGGGAGCAGGCCAGCGUGUCCAUCCCAACGGGCCACGAUGGAGACGGAUCGCGCCCCCUCUCAGCGACCGUGUCUUGCCUGCCUGCGCAGCACACCACAGGCCGAGGGCCUUUUGGUACGGACAAGACAUUGUGGGCAUCGUGGGGUGUGGCCUCCGACGAGGCAUCCGUUUUCUUUGGAGGGGACACGGGCUACCGCUUCGUGCCCUGGCUCAAGGACGACCAGGACCGCGACUGGGAUGACGAGUACGCCGCGCUCCCUCGCUGUCCGGCUUUCGCGCAGAUUGGAGAUCUCCGGGGCCCGUUCACCUUGGGUCUCCUCCCUAUCGGGGCCUACGAGCCCCGUGCGCUCAUGUCUUCCAUCCACGCCAACCCCCGGGAUGCCGUCGAGAUCCAGAGAGACGCGCGCUGCCGGCGCGCUCUGGCCAUGCAUUGGGGCACUUGGGUGCUGGGGGAUGAGCCUGUGCAGGAGCCGCCCCGGAAGCUGGCCGAGGCGCUCGUCGCUCUCGGCUUGCCGGAAAGGGGCCUAUUUGACGUGUGUGACAUUGGCGAGAGGGUCUCUAUUCCGCUGGACGGGUAGGUAGCUACGAUAGGAAAGGCCUUGACACUGCCUAUCUUCUGUUCAACCUAGACUUAAAUUGAUGUUACCUCAAA
Emericellopsis atlantica is the source of this 1689-nucleotide messenger RNA. Its product is annotated as beta-lactamase superfamily domain-containing protein. The record is from RefSeq and is a predicted model, not a curated record. The transcript has 5 exons. The coding region runs from base 413 to 1615 and encodes 400 amino acids. Gene Ontology annotation, biological process: N-acylethanolamine metabolic process; N-acylphosphatidylethanolamine metabolic process. Gene Ontology annotation, cellular component: membrane-bounded organelle; cytoplasm. Gene Ontology annotation, molecular function: N-acylphosphatidylethanolamine-specific phospholipase D activity; zinc ion binding. Lineage: Eukaryota; Fungi; Ascomycota; Sordariomycetes; Hypocreales; Bionectriaceae.